CUCGCGGAAGGCAGCCCCCCCUGGCAGGCACUCCCUGUUCAAGGACUGCUACUUCAACAACCGCAACGUUGGGACAGUCGCGGAAAAACCACGCACACAAACACUCACAUCCACAACAAACAACAUAUAAUUCUACACCUACUUAUUGCCUGCCUGCACCCUGAUGGGCUAGUGUCCACAUUUGCGCCUGUCCGCCUCAGGCAUCAUUAGCAUCUCGUGUCCCACGGGUCGCAUACGGCGGGUAUUUCUGCUGGUCGCGCACACACACACACACACACGCGUAUCUGUCCGUGUGUCUGUCUGCAUACGCGUGUCUGUUUGUCUGUCUGCUUGACUGUCUGUUUGACUGUCUGUCUGUCUGUCUGUCCGUCUCUGUGCAGCUCGUUGCGUAAAGUCCUUACGUGGUUAGGUGGUGUUGGCAGUACGAGACCCUUCAUAGUAGCCAGUAUGAAUGGGCUCUGAUGGUCACAUACACACGCACACGCACGGACGUGUUUCUGUCCGUCGUCUGUCUGCUACACGUCUCUGUCUGUCUGUCUGUUUGUCUGGCUGGCCUCUCUGUGCAGCUCGUUGCGUAAAGUCCUUACGUGGUUCUGGCAACACCACACCCUCCACAGUGAAUAAGAAGGGGUCAGUCUUAGUCAUACCCCUGCACACAGACAUGACACACACACACACACGCACGCACUCUGAGGGUCCGAAAGUGUUCGUGUGCCGCCACGUGCACAUACUUGUUCACGCCGAACACAUUUUUGAUGAGGCCGUUGUCAUUGGCGUGCACCUCGACCACCUGCUGGUUGUCGUCGAGGCGCAUGAGCUUCACGUCAGCUACGCUUUUGAGCUGCGUCGGUAGGAAGUUGUUGUAGAGGAAAAGCUUCACGUCAAUCACUGUCUCGAAGCUGCCAUCGAUAUCCACCACAUCGAGCAGGAGGGGGACCGAACUGCGGCCGCCUGUGGUGCUGCGGAACUGGAAGUAGCGAUAAUCCGCCAAAUCAAUCGGGACCAGUUUCGGCGGGCCCAACUCACCAUCACACAUCUCUCUCCUCCACAGGGGGGGUCGGGAAGAG
Molecule: messenger RNA, 1067 nt
Organism: Vitrella brassicaformis
Lineage: Eukaryota; Vitrellaceae
Source: the annotation of a GenBank genome assembly